Molecule: messenger RNA, 1467 nt
Organism: Raphanus sativus (radish)
Lineage: Eukaryota; Viridiplantae; Streptophyta; Magnoliopsida; Brassicales; Brassicaceae
Exons: 4
Coding region: 1-1467 (488 amino acids)
Source: RefSeq, a predicted model, not a curated record
AUGUCCAAGGCAUAUGACCGCGUGGAGUGGGGUUAUCUGCGUGCGUUACUGCUGGCUUUGGGUUUUGAUAUCAACUGGACCCGACUGAUUAUGCGGUGUGUGUCUACGGUAACAUAUUCAGUGCUGAUUAAUGACCAAGCUCAUGGGAUGAUCAUGCCUCAAAGGGGUCUUCGUCAAAGAGAUCCCCUGUCUCCCCUACUUUUUGUACUAUGUACAGAGGGGUUAACUCAUUUGCUUACCAAAGCAGCGCAGGAGAGGAGAAUAACUGGGAUUCAAUUUGGCUUCCGGAGAUCAGCUAUGCAUCAUCUUCUUUUUGCAGACGACUGUCUGUUUUCUUGUAAAGCUGAGGAACAACAGAGUGCAGCUUUACUUCGAAUUUUAGAGAUGUACGGUCAGGUGACAGGGCAGGUGAUUAAUCCUAGUAAGUCAUCUAUCAUAUUUGGAAAGCAAGUGUCGGAAGAGAACAAGAGCAGAGUGAAGCAGUUGUUGGGCCCAAAUAUGGCCCCGAGGCUAGGUAAGAGACUUUCUGGAUGGCAUGCUAAGACUCUUUCUCAAGGGGGCAAAGAGGUUUUGAUCAAGGCAGUAGGGACAGCGCUCCCUGUCUCUGCUAUGUCAGUGUUUAAGCUACCAAAGACGACUCUAUCUAGUCUUACCAGUGCCCUCGCAAGUUUCUGGUGGAGUUCAGUAGAGCACAAGCGUAAGAUACACUGGCUAAGUUGGGAGAAAAUGUGUCUGCCAAAGAAGUUUGGAGGUCUUGGCUUCAAGGACCUAGAGAGUUUUAGCCAGGCAUUAUUGGCGAAGCAAGCAUGGAGAUUGUUGUAUUCUGAAGAUUGCCUCAUGAGUCAUGACGGCUGUACUCAAAGGCAAUUGGAGAUGGUGUCAGUAUUAACGUAUGGACGGAGCCAUGGUUUGAAGAUGAUGAAGGAAUCUUGCGCACAUUUUGAUGCUAACUUGCGAGUAUCUGAUCUAAUCGAUACUCACACAGGGAGAUGGUGUCUUACGCGAUUGAAAGAGAUAUUUGUUCCAGGGGAUAUUAAAAUUCUUCAAAGCAAUCAGCCAGUGAUUUUAAAGCCUGAUUCAUGGGUAUGGAAACAUACGCAAAGCAGCGUGUAUUCAGUGAAAACAAGUUAUGAACUUGCUUUUGCUGAGAACAAUCAAGAGCUGCUUCGAGAACACUAUGUCUACCCAUCUAUCAACCCUUUAAAGAACCAAGUGUGGCAUAUUAAGGCUCCUUCCAAGCUCAAAGUUUUUCUCUGGAAAGCUUUAUCUGGAGCAUUGCCGGUUCUCGAUGGUUUACAGGCUCGAGGUUUGGGCUAUAUCUGGUUUUCCAGCGAGACUAGGGGGUUUCAAUCAUUACUCGAUUUUCACCAACCUGAGUUAUGUGAUGCAAACAUGGGAAGGGAGAAAGGAAUGGCAAGAAGUAACAAAAAGCUUUCCGUGGACCCUCUGGUAUUUGUGGAAAAAUAG